AUGAGGAACUGCAUCAUAAAACAAAGUGAUCCUACAAUUGGGGAUUACUUCAUUUGCAUCAGGUGUAAGCAUUUUAUGUUGUCAACAGUUACCGCCGAAGCUCAUAAAAAGUGCACCAAGAGACUGUUCAAAACAUUUGAACCGAAAGAGCAAUUAUACCGAUGCUCGUCGUGUGGUCGCUACUUCGACGAAAUGAGCCCAUGGUAUAAUCACGACAAAUUACACAAGGUGCUUGGAACUUACGAUCCUAGCAAGUUCGUAGUUAAAAUAGACCAAAAUAAUUUUGUUGUCAAUUAA
Molecule: messenger RNA, 297 nt
Organism: Macrosiphum euphorbiae (potato aphid)
Lineage: Eukaryota; Metazoa; Arthropoda; Insecta; Hemiptera; Aphididae
Source: the annotation of a GenBank genome assembly